Messenger RNA from Megalopta genalis, 4406 nucleotides. RefSeq lists its product as uncharacterized. The record is from RefSeq and is a predicted model, not a curated record. Gene Ontology annotation, cellular component: nucleus. Gene Ontology annotation, molecular function: RNA polymerase II cis-regulatory region sequence-specific DNA binding; DNA-binding transcription activator activity, RNA polymerase II-specific; zinc ion binding. Lineage: Eukaryota; Metazoa; Arthropoda; Insecta; Hymenoptera; Halictidae. Gene Ontology annotation, biological process: regulation of transcription by RNA polymerase II.
UUUCGCCGCGAGAGGCGCUGCCGGCCGGCGGUCUCGUAUCACCGUACUACGGCGACGCGGAGCAUCACCUGCGAGUUUCUCGAGAAUUUCGACCCACCGAGCCCGAGGACGCCCCCCGAACUGCGGUCGGCACCGGCAUCAGCACGAUUCCGCCUGAUCCAUGGAGAGCUACGAGGACGACGACGACACGCACUUUUGCAUCAAGUGUCACCUGACGGUGCACGGCCUCGAGAAUUACGUCCGGCACCGGCAGUCCGGUUGUCGUCCGCCGGACGACAAGAACGAGGCUGCACGAGCGUCGCCGACCACGCCGACCACCGUCUCCUACCCCGAAAUACUAAACGCGGACGCGUUCUUCAGCUCGCUGGAGCUGCGAAGCAGCAGCAGCAAGUCGAACCCUCGCAGAGGCUCGCCGUUGCUCGACGAGAGCCGAAAGUUCAAGAAAGAUGAGAAACGAAAGAGAGGCCAGAAGAUGCAGACGGAGGCCGCGGAGGAGUCCGCGGCGAAGGAGAAGCUGCACGGUAUGCUGCCCGGCGUGUCGGAGCUCGACAAUCCGACCGCGCACCUCUGCAUCCCGUCGCUGGUCGGCUUUCCCGAUAUCGUCUCCUCCGCGGCCGGCAAGCCUACGGUGGUCGCGACCAGCCGGACCAAAUUAAGCCAAUCGAUGGGCCACGUAGGCACCGGCAUCGAGACCGCCGCGUUCCCGACGAUCCCGGCGAAGCACGAGCCCGAGCACUCUUUGGAGAGCGACCUGAUGACGUCUCACGAGUCUAAUUGCAAGCAGACCGAGAGGAAGCGGCAGGAGGAGACCCAGAGGAUCGAGCAAGUUCAUCAGACUUGGCUGGAGGACACGAUACUCGCCGAGCUGGUGGCCAACAACGAGAACAAGGACCUGCCGAGAUACGAGUUCGAAUACCAGCAGGACGAAGAAUCCGACGACACGAUGGAGGAAGAUUUAGGGGAGGAGGAGUCUUAUUCGGAGUCCGAGGACGGCGACGGCGACGUCGACGGCGACGGUGACGGCGACGGGGACGCUGACGGUGACUGCGACGGCGACGGGGACGGGGAAGGGGAGGAUCGAGAACGUCCGCCGCACGGUCAUACCGGCGGCAAAUGGAAACCCGGAUUGGACGGUCUUCCUCAAAAUAUGUCUCAACUUCACGACGAGGACGUGGAGCCGGACGAGGAGCAUCAGGAGCAUCAGGAGCAUCCCCCGCCGACUUACACCGGCGGAAAAUGGCGGCCCACCGAGACCUCGCAGAGGAUCGAGGAGUACGAGGCGAAGAGCAACGCCGGUCAGCCGCCGCCAGGGCACACGCGAGGUAAAUGGGUGCCGGGAGCGCGGACGGAUUUCGAGUCGGGAUAUUGGUGCAGUCCUUGCGGCAGGAAGCUGGCCUCCCGAUUGGUCUACAACAGGCACCUUCUGUCCGAUUUGCACGCCCGUAGGAGCAUCCGUGAGAUCGACGGUGUCUUCCCGCAGUCGCGUGCCGGCGGACUACACCUCGCCAAAAAGACCCCGACCCGCAACCAAAGAGUGAAGGAACAGGCGGACACGAAGGCGGACACGAAGGCGGACGCGAGGGAAGUCAAGAAGUGCACGAGGAAGAGGGAAAAGGAGAUCCUGAGCUGCGAGAUGUGCCACGCUCGGGUGAGGAGGGCGCAAAUGGGCAAGCAUUUGCUCUCUCAUUAUCACUGCCGCGUCGCGGGCGUAAAUCCUCGCGGGCCACGAGCCCGCCGCUUUUUACUCGAAAAUAUGGCGAAUGUGGUUCGGCAGUGUCCUUUCCAGUGUUCCUCCUGCCGGUUUUAUUGCAACACGGAGGAAACGUUUCUGCUCCAUUGGCGAUCCGAGCUUCACGCGGACACGCUCGGCCAGAUCAGCGGCAACUACAAGUGCAGCUGCUGCGACUUCUGGUGCGAGGAGAACGCCGCGAUGGACCGGCAUCUGACCAGCACGAGCCAUCGCGAGGUCGUGUCCAUGAUGAACGGAUCCGUGCCGGUGGUGAUCGGUCGUCAACGAGCGUUGACCUGCCCCGGCUGCGAUCGCCGAUUCCGAUAUAAUUUGCAGUUGAGGCUGCACGCGAACGAGACCGGUCACGAGGAGAGUUUCACCGCGACCGACCGGUAUCAGCAACGGAUCAGAUGCGAUCUGUGCCCGCAAAUCGUUCGGUCCCUGGUGGCUCUUCAGCGUCACCAGCUGACUCGUCACGACGGCCGGACGGACGGGCGAGCCGACGUUCGGGCCGACGUUCGACGAGCCGGCGACACUGGGACGACUGACGCGAAAGAAGAACGCGACGCGAGCAAGGAGGACUCGGUGCAACGACUGGCGGCCACCCCUUAUUACUGCUCGUUCUGCUCGAUGAAUUUCGCGACCGCUCAGGAGGCCGUGCUGCACCGUCGAACGUCCAGCCACAAGGAGAUCGUGAGGGCUCGCAAGCACGGCCAGGAUUCGGCGACGAGCACCGCCCGGGAGUGUUCCCGUUGCGGCGAGAGGCAGGCCAAUUUGUCGGAGCACAAGGAGCACCUCCUGCGCGAUCAUCCGGAGACUUGUCACAGAUGUCCCAAAUGCGGCAGGCUUUUUGCCCUCUCGCAAGACGUGACGAGACACACGAGGGAGAACAACUGUCGGGACGAUAACAAAUUAAACGCGGCGAGAACGGCAGCCGUCAAAGACGAAUGGAAAUGCGACAGCUGUAGUUUCUCAACGGAUUCGCGGGCGGAAUUCAUCUUUCACGAGGCACUUCACGCCGGGAUCGUUCGGAAGGAUAACGACGGGGCGGAACCCGGCCAGGGGAAGAGCUUGCCGAAAUACCGUUGCCCGGUCUGCAAGAAAGCGUUCGCCAAGGUGUCGUUGCGGAACCACAUCAGAAGCCACACGGGAGAACGUCCGUUCCUCUGCGAAAAGUGUUUGGCGUCGUUCGCGAGACGAUCGGACCUGAACGCUCAUCGGCGAGAGUGCGCGGGCCCGUCGUCGCCGUCGCCGUCCUCGUCGGCGUGCCCGAACGAGUCGUCCAGGAAACGCGGCUUCGCCUGUUCCGAGUGCAACGACGCUUUCUACACGAAGCACGCUCUCCGUCAACACAUGCUGCGCCACGCCGGGAAAAAGUACAAGUGCGGACUUCCGGGCUGUCCAACGGUGCUCCGCACGGCUUCCGAAUUGCGGUCCCAUCGCAGCUUGGUGCACGAGAGCAGCGCGUCCGACAGACGAUACCGAUGCCAGGACUGCGCUUACGCGGCGAAAACGGAGUCACAGUUACGCAGACAUCGCAGUCGCCACGAGGAUCCCGCGGAUGCAAUGAAAUCGGAGUCGGUGCGCGCCUGUCCUUACCCCGGGUGCGGUUUUAAAACGAAACUCGGCUCUCAUUUGCAGCGGCACGUGCGCUUGCAUACGGGAACCAAGCCGUACAAAUGUCGGCAUUGCGCUUACGCGAGUAACAACUUGGAGAACCUACGGAAACACGUACUUUCCACCAAUCUUCAUCCGGGCAAGACGAUCUACGAAUGCGACGUUUGCCGGGAGAAGAACGCGGACCCGUUCCAGACGAAUUUCGCGAAAGAACUACGGGCACACCUUCUGGCGGCGCACGAGGACGUUUUUCCGACGCCCAGUCACGCGAGCGAUUACGUCCUCGGAAUUUUCGAGGUCCGUCCUCGGGACUCGUCGGCGGGCUUCGCCGAAACGCCGAGUUAACUCGGAGGCAGAGAUUGUUUUUCCUCCGAGUUUCUCCCGUUGCCUCGUAUUUCCGGCGGAGGCCGUCUACCGAUCCGAGGGAGUGACAAUUUAUGGCGCGCGCGCGCGCGCGUCCGCACCCGCGUUAAAGUCGUUGGAACGGCGCGGCGCGACGCGACGGGACCCUUCCCGGUCCGCUCGGCGUGAGAAACGAAUUCUUCCGAAUAUUGUUCCCCCGGAAUCGACGAAUAGAACGCGUUCGUCUCGUCUCGCGGGACGACCGUCGUCCUUCCGCGCCGAAUCGUCCGGACAACCGUGAGAGACGGGAGCGGGCCGCGCGGAUGCGUUAAUCUCGGACAACGAUGGCAUCGGUGUGCCGGGUCUUUGGUUGCUCGCGGUCGUGCGAACCGGUAGGCCUGUACCACGCCAGGAAAUAGUUAAAGUGAUGUACGGUCACGUGGCACGGUACGGACUUUCGACGCGUAUACGAUCGAAUCUUUAUGCCCCGUGCACAACCGAGUUUCGCGCCGGCGAGACCACGGAGCACGCGGCGGCAGCGAGGGCGGCGGGGAGGAUCGCGAGAAUCCACCUGUCGCCGCGUUGUUUAGCGCUCGCCGUUCCAACAUCCCCCGACUUGUGUACGCGCGCACCGUUCCGAGAAACAAAGACGCUGCCGGAUCGUAAAGCCGAUCGGCGUGUAUAUCGGUUUCCGAAAUAAAACUGCUAAUUACCGAUG